CCUAGUGGAGACAGUCCCACAUUACACAAAAACACAAGAGGUGUUCCAAACGGAAGAUGUGGCGCGAGACAUAGCUAGCUAAUAUUGUGUGUACAUACAAACUUUUUAAGUAAAAAACGAAUCUAAACUAGUUCCAUCCACAGCAGUUAUUAUACGUAGUUCCUCAAGGCAAAAAUGCCCCGUAGAAGACAGAGAGUGCAUGUGGGGAGCGGCUCUGAUGGGACUGAAGAUUCAGACUCUUCUGCUGAGCGGGAACAGACGAACAGCUCGGAGAGUGAUGGAAACAUACCCAAGAGAACACGCCUCACAAGAGCAUCUCUGCGCCUCAGCCAAAGCUCACAAGACACACCAGAUGUGAAGCAAGACGAGUCUCCACCGCUGACGCCUACAGGCAACGCCCCGUCGUCUGAGUCUGAGCUGGACAUCUCCAGCCCCAAUGCCUCCCACGAUGAGAGCCUGGCCAAAGACCCUGCCCUCAGAGACUCCGACAAGGACCUCUCCCACCGGCCCAAGCGCCGUCGCUGCCACGAGACCUACAAUUUUAACAUGAAGUGUCCCACGCCGGGAUGCAACUCAUUGGGACAUCUAACAGGGAAACAUGAACGGCAUUUUGCGGUAUCAGGAUGCCCACUUUACCACAACCUCUCUGCUGAUGAAUGCAAGGUGAAAGCAACCACUCGUGAGAAACACGAAGAAGAGGCAAAGGUGCAGGAGGAAAGCAACAGACACGCCACACGACACCAGACGCCCACUUCAAGACAGACGAGAUACAAAGAGCAGGUGACGGAGAUGAGGAAAGGGAGGAACUCUGGCUUGUCUAAGGAGCAGAAGGAGAAAUACAUGGAGCAUCGACAGAGCCACGGCAACACCAGAGAACCUCUUCUGGAGAACAUCACAAGUGAAUAUGACCUGGAGCUCUUCAGAAAAGCCCAGGCACGUGCAUCUGAAGAUCUGAAAACGCCACAGGAGAGGCUCCGGAUCCAGGGACAGAUCACGGAGGGCAGCAACAUGAUCAAGACCAUCCUGUUCGGCCGCUACGAGCUGGACACCUGGUACCACUCGCCCUACCCUGAGGAGUACGCCCGCCUGGGACGCCUCUACGUCUGCGAGUUCUGCCUCAAGUACAUGAAGAGCCAGACCAUUUUGAGACGACACAUGGCCAAGUGUGUGUGGAAGCAUCCACCCGGAGAUGAGGUCUACAGGAAGGGAGCCAUCUCUGUCUUUGAAGUGGACGGCAAGAAGAACAAAAUCUACUGCCAGAACCUGUGUCUACUCGCCAAGCUCUUCCUGGAUCACAAGACGCUGUACUACGACGUGGAACCCUUUCUGUUCUACGUUAUGACCGAGGCAGACAACACAGGCUGCCAUCUUGUGGGAUACUUCUCUAAGGAAAAGAACUCUUUCCUCAACUACAACGUCUCUUGCAUCCUGACCAUGCCCCAGUACAUGAGACAGGGCUAUGGGAAGAUGCUGAUUGACUUCAGUUACCUGCUGUCCAAGGUGGAGGAGAAGGUGGGCUCCCCAGAGCGGCCCCUCUCGGACCUGGGCCUCAUCAGCUACCGCAGCUACUGGAAGGAGGUGCUGCUACGCUACAUGUACAACUUCCAGGGCAAGGAAAUCUCCAUCAAAGAGAUCAGCCAGGAGACAGCCGUGAACCCGGUGGACAUUGUCAGCACCCUGCAGUCCCUGCAGAUGCUCAAGUACUGGAAGGGAAAGCACCUGGUCUUGAAGAGACAGGAUCUGAUCGACGAGUGGAAAUCCAAGGAGACCAAAAGAGGCAGCAACAACAAAACCAUUGACCCCAGUUCGUUAAAAUGGACCCCGCCCAAAGGGACAUAGGCUAAAGGCUCACAAGUGAGCCACCUAAUAAACUCUUCUUUCUUCUACCACCUCCUGCCAGGAUAGGAGUCCUAUCAACUAUCAAUACCACAGUGUUCUUUCUUCUAUCCCUCCAUCCACCCUGUAUAGCUUCCCUUUACUAGGUUUUUCUUGUCUGGAGGAACUCUCGUCCCCUGUUUUACAUUUCGACUCGUAUUUAUAUUGUAGAAAUUUGUCGCCAUGUCACCAUUCAAUCAAUUCUUGGCUUAAAUAUUGUUAAACAAUGAAAGUCUGAGAAUUUGAGUUGAUGACUUUUGUUUUAAACGAUCCACCUAAAUCAAGAUAAGCUACGAAUGUUUUUAC
Messenger RNA from Salvelinus fontinalis (brook trout), 2181 nucleotides. Its product is annotated as histone acetyltransferase KAT7-like. The record is from RefSeq and is a predicted model, not a curated record. Bases 175 to 1839 code for a protein of 554 amino acids. Gene Ontology annotation, cellular component: nucleus. Lineage: Eukaryota; Metazoa; Chordata; Actinopteri; Salmoniformes; Salmonidae. The transcript has 14 exons. Gene Ontology annotation, biological process: regulation of DNA-templated transcription. Gene Ontology annotation, molecular function: histone acetyltransferase activity; zinc ion binding.